AUGAAACGCCAAAUCGACACAGAAAAGUUUUUGCAAGAAAUUUUGAGUGCUCAACACAACUGCGAAAACGCAAUUGAAGCUUCUUCGCGUCUUGUAGAUAUUUUUAAAACUAAAAGUUCACCAUCUCUUUUAAUUGUUAAAGAUAUAAACACAGAAAAAGCCCGCCUUCAUAAACUUAUGUUACGGCUUAAAAAACUAAAAAUAGAAUCAUCGAGUUCUGGAGUAAUUCUUUUACAAAACGAAUUAAAAAUCUCUGAGAGUGAUAACACGUCAUUAAAAGCUCCAAGUGUUGAUAUUUUACAAACGAAUUUAAAAAGUCAAAUUGUAUUGACAGAAAACCAAAAUCAAGUUGACAAUAACGAAAUUAAUAAAGUAACAGAAGUAAAACAAAACACUUUGCAAUGUACCAAAAACGAUUUAAAAACACAACAAAACGUCGAGAUUGUCGAACAGAAAGUUCACACAACAAAAGAAGAUACUGAUAAGUUGAAACAGCAAAGUAGCAAAACAAGAAAUUUUCAAACAAUUUUAUUAGAUCAAUUUAACAAUGAAAAAAUCAUUAACGAAAAACAAUUAAGACAAAUAGAAGACCUGCAAGACAAAUUUAAUCACCAACGAGAUAUUAACGCCAAACAAAGUGAUGCAAACAAAAAAUUAAAUUGUGAAUGUCGACAACUUUAUACAAUUAAUAAAGAACUUGAAAUUAAAAGCAGUGAACUUGAAAAGACCAAUUUAGAAUUGAAAACCCAAAACGAAUUUUACAAAACACAACUUGAGAACAUCACAAACCGAAUGGAUGAAAUGGAAAAGGAAAAAAAGCUUUUACAACAACAAACAACAAACCAAAAUAGUACUAAUAUUAUAGAACAAAAACCAUUUAUUAAUAAUUCGGAUAAGUCUUUAUAUGAAAAGAAAGAACACCAACUUCAAAUAUCUUCAAAUGAAAUUUAUUUAACAAUAGAAGAGGCAUAUAAAGGAUGUCAAAAAACAAUAAAAGUCCGAAACUAUAAUAGCACCGUAGAAACAUUUUUAAUGACUUUUAAAAGAGGAGUUAAAGAAGGCGAAAUAGUUCAAAUAUAUAACACAGAUUUUAUUGUGAAGUACAUUAAACACCAAUGCUUCUCAAGACAUGGCGAUGACUUGGUUGUGAAUAAACAGAUAUUUAUUAAACAAGGUGUCAGACAUCCCGAUUUUCAUGGCGAACUUUUUAAAAAAGCUUAUGACACUCUUUUGAGUUUAAAGGGAUUUACAGAUUCUGGAAAAACAGUGUUUGAUGAUGGAACAACAUUUUGCUAA
Molecule: messenger RNA, 1296 nt
Organism: Entamoeba invadens IP1
Lineage: Eukaryota; Evosea; Mastigamoebida; Endamoebidae
Exons: 1
Coding region: 1-1296 (431 amino acids)
Source: RefSeq, a predicted model, not a curated record